Messenger RNA from Panicum hallii, 793 nucleotides. RefSeq names its product putative glycine-rich cell wall structural protein 1. The transcript has a single exon. The coding region runs from base 21 to 593 and encodes 190 amino acids. The record is from RefSeq and is a predicted model, not a curated record. Lineage: Eukaryota; Viridiplantae; Streptophyta; Magnoliopsida; Poales; Poaceae.
CUCACUAGUAGUGGCUCACCAUGGCAGGCACUAAGCUAAUAUCACUGGGUUUCAUUGUUCUCAUGAGCAUGGGGUUAGCCAAUGCUGUGAGGGUAGCUAGAUACUCUAGUUCUGAUGGAACAGGCUCGGGAGGAGGAGGGGGUGGCGGAUAUGUGAAUGGUGCAGGAUCAGGGUUAGGGUCCGGCACUGGUUUAGGUGAGAGCAGUUCAAAUGGUGUCCACGCAACUGCUGGAGGCGGUGGUAGAGGGGGUGGAAGUAGCCAAUACGGUGGGUCUGCUUACGGUGGAGGGUCCGGAUCAGGUUCAGGAUCCAGUACAUAUAAUCAAGGACCGUAUUAUGGAGAAUCUUCCAGUGCCGGUGGUACUGGUAGUGGUGGAGGAGGGGGACAAGCUGGAGGUUAUUGGGGAUCCAGUGCACAGGGUUCUGGUAGUGGCACUGGAUCUGGCUCUAGCUAUUCUAACAGGUAUUGGUACGGACCUAGUUAUGCAGGUGCAAAUGCUAAUGGCAAUGGUGGUGGCACCGGGAAUAGUCAAAACGGUGGGAGAGGUGGUGGUGAAGGUGCUGGGUCUGGGUACGGCAACGCCAACCCCUGAUUUUUGUAUCAAGACAAUAUAAAGUUGGAGCCCAUCGCCUAGUUGUGGCACUGGGGUUAUUUUUGUUUAUUUGUACUUGUCUUAUCAGAAUCAAAUUAAUAAAGGGCCCAACUGUUCUAAGUAAAUGUAGCAGCCCAGUUUACGAGAAGAUGUUGUAAACAUGUCAGAUUCAAUGAACUUCUACUCUUGCCAUUUGGUCA